Molecule: messenger RNA, 829 nt
Organism: Caenorhabditis elegans
Lineage: Eukaryota; Metazoa; Nematoda; Chromadorea; Rhabditida; Rhabditidae
Gene: C10G11.10
Exons: 7
Coding region: 30-713 (227 amino acids)
Source: RefSeq, marked reviewed
AAAGUUUUUCUAAAUUUCCACCAAAAAAUAUGGUCGUUUUUGGUUUAGAAAUUCUAACCUUGAUUUGUCAUUUGAUUCCCAUUCUGUUGGUACCAUUGAUUUUAAUUUUCUGCUCGUCGAAAAAGAAAGAACCACCUCGUCCAAUCGCAUCACAGACCUCAGCUAAUGCUUUAGUACCACAGUCUAGCUCACAACCUUCAACUCCAAUACAAGCCCCUCCUAUCAAAAAUGAAGAGGAUGAUGAUGACGUUAAAUUCAACAUAACCGUCAAGGCACCAGUGGAGAAAAAGGAUGAGUUUGAAGGUGAUGAUGAAGAGAAUCCGUUGGCUAAACUCGCAAUCAAAACAAAACCUAAAAAACCUGUUGAUGCGCCUGUGAAGACACCUGCGAAGGCUGCACCUCGAACAAGAACAAAAGAGAGUGCGAUUGCUCCGGAACGUGUAUUCCUGGCGCUGAAUGAAAAGCAGAUUGGGGUCUCUUGCUACCAAUUCGAGCCUUCACAGCCAUCGACCAUGAACAAUGCUCUGACUAAGAAACAAUCUGUUGUCAUGAAAAUCUCAAAAGCUUCAGACCAGCCUGCAGUUCCAACUCGUGCAAUGAUUCCCGGACCAAAACCAUCUUGUGAUCCUCCGAACAAUAAUAAAAGUGCAAUGAAGAUGAAGGUGGUGCAAGAACCUACUUGCAAAGAAUUGGCUGUCGAGAAAACUCAAUGAUCCUUUGAUGUUUCCAUUUUAUAAAAAAUUCUUGUCUUGUCUAGUUUUCUGUGUAUAAGAUUUGUUAAUUAUUAUAUAAUCCUAUAGUUCUGUAUUUCAAUAAACUUGAGACAUCA